UAUUCAGUCCAAACAACAAAGCCAUUGUUUAAAGUGUUGAGAAUGGCAGAUUCGGAGAUGGUACCCGGUAUGGGGUUUCUAUAUGCUUGUAUGGAUCGAGCAAAGGAAGAAAUUUCUGAGAAUUUAGGGCGGGACUUUGGCUCUUAUAAUGAGAUUCGGAAAAUAAUUGAUAAGAGGUGGGAAUUACAAUUGCAUCGGGAUUUGCACGUUGCAGCAUAUUACCUCAAUCCUCGCUUUCAGUAUGAUCCAAAAAUGUCUACAAAUCCAGAGGUGAAGGCAGGAUUAUUUAGAUGUAUGGCUAAGCUUUUUCCAGAUCCAAAGAUCCUAGAAAAACUUCAUUUGCAAAUGGAUGACUUUCGACUAAAGCGGGGAUUCUUUGGACAUGACGUUGCACAAAACACUGUGCAUAAACGGAGUCCUGGUAAGUAAAUUGCUCUUACCAAAUAUCAUUACCGAUUUUAUAUAUAUAUAUUGUUAUUAGAUUCUUUUUUUAUAAAUAAUAUAGUUGAUUGGUGGACCCUGAACUAAUGGCAUGUGCGAUCAGAAUCUUAAAUCUUACAUGUUCGUCAUCUGCGUGUGAAAGAAAUUGGAGCACAUUUAAUCAGAUCCAUACGAAGAAGAGAAAUCGCUUGCAUACCAAGAAUUUGAAUAAAAUGGUUUACGUGAU
Molecule: messenger RNA, 667 nt
Organism: Cuscuta campestris
Lineage: Eukaryota; Viridiplantae; Streptophyta; Magnoliopsida; Solanales; Convolvulaceae
Source: the annotation of a GenBank genome assembly